AUGGCUUGUGAUAAUAACAACUUCCCUGAUGUGUUUUCUUGGAUUCAGAACCUUAAACCAAUAUCUGAAUGGGAAACAGAUUCCAUGUCCAUAACCAUAUCUUCUUCUUCAUUCCAAGAACCAUAUCUUAAGCUUACAAUACCCAAAAACUAUAAUCAUCAUAACCAAUCCUCACUCUCUUUUGCUAUCAUUGCAGAUUUCAACAACAUCCACGUCCCUCUUUGGAACUCAAAACCAAUGAAACCUAACAACAAUAACUUAUUAUUACUGGAUCAAGAAACAAUUUCAGAUCUCUUCAUCAAUUUCAUUCAGGCAAUUCUCCACUACGGAUCCAACAAGAACAGCCCUUUCAUCAGGUUCCCCAAACUCGAUUACAUCCCAAACUUCUCCGAAAUAUUCAACGUAUCCUUCUUCACUCUCUCCUUCCUCGUCUCCAUCUACGAAGCGCCGGCGAAUCUUCGCUCCGGAUCGAUCCAGACUCUGAAGGGUUACUUGACAAGCAAUCAACAAAGCGAGGCCUCGAAUUUGCUCAUGAAACUGCUGGGAUCAAACUUGGAAGAACAAUGGAUGCGGUCCGUGAACCUUGGGGUCACAAAUUGGAUUGGGGAGAUGCAAGAAACGGUUAAAGAAAAGAUUAUGAGGAUGCCGUGUUCUUUGUUCUCGCAUUGGUUUUCGACGUAUGGGUUAUGGAAGGUGCAACUGUAUUGUCCUGUUAUAGUUAUGGAUAUUGAGAGUUCAUCAAAGAGUCAUUUGCCGAAUGAGAAGCUUCAAUUCUCUCUCAAGUAUCACCAGCUUCAAGGUGUUAUUCAGUUCAAUUACAGUGUCUCCAUCAAGGACAAGUGGGUUGAAAUUGUCGCCAACAUUGAUAACAUAAGGUGUGAUGUUAUGAAAUUGGUGAAGAACUCCCUUCUAAGGGAAAGAGGUGCGGGUGCAACUGAAAAACACUUCCCUUCAAGAAUCUCUCUACAACUCACACCAACUCUACAAACCCAAGUAUUAAGUGUCUCUGUUGGAAAAUCCUCAGAUAAUCCAACAAGAGAAAUUGGUACGGAAAAAAACAUAGAAGCCUCAUUUGACCCACCAAAUCCCUUGGGGCUCAAGGUAUCCGCCGGCGAAUCCAUGACCGUUAGUUUAAAGCCAUGGAAAUUCGAGGAAUCCAUUUACGGCUAUAGCGCAAAUUUAAAUUGGUUCCUUCACGAUAGCAUGGAUGGUAAAGAGGUUUUUUCGUCCAAGCCUUCGAAAUUGGCUCUGAUUAACCCUAAGUCAUGGUUCAAGAACCGGUACUCUAGAGCUUAUAGACCGUUCACUAGGCAAGGAGGUGUUAUUUUUGCUGGUGAUGAAUAUGGAGAUAAAGUGUUAUGGAAAGUGGAGAAAGAUGCUAUUGGGAAAACUAUGGAGUGGGAGAUAAGGGGUUGGAUUUGGUUAACUUAUUGGCCUAACAAGCACAAAACUUUCUACAAUGAAACUAGGAGGUUUGAGUUUGGAGAAAUAGUCCAUCUCCAUGUUGCUUAG
Messenger RNA from Arachis stenosperma, 1512 nucleotides. RefSeq lists its product as uncharacterized. Lineage: Eukaryota; Viridiplantae; Streptophyta; Magnoliopsida; Fabales; Fabaceae. The record is from RefSeq and is a predicted model, not a curated record. The transcript is spliced from 2 exons. The coding region runs from base 1 to 1512 and encodes 503 amino acids.